UAUUAAAUUUCCUUAAUUGUGUACAGCAUGGAGGGACUAGUGUUGAUACCUGAUGUUACUACUGAGUUACCACGAUGGCGGUGCAAAGUUGUAGUGGUACAAAAACUUAAUACACAAGAAUCAAGGAGAACACCAGGAAAGAAAUAUAAACCCAUAAUAUUGGAGGAUGAGGCUGGUAACAAAGUGCAAGCAAUGUUGUAUGACAAAGACAUUGAUGGGACGAUUGAUAAAAGACUCGAGGUGUCUUCUACAUAUAUUAUAUCUAAUGCAUCGGUUCAAGCUGUCGUAGGUUUUACAAAUUUACCUGAUCCAAAGUACAUGAAUAUUUGGAAUAUAACGAGGAGUACUAUGAUUCAAAAACUUAGUCCUGAUGAGGCAAUUGACAUAUCUGGACAUGUCCAGGCUCAUCUGAGCCCAUUUCACCAUAUUUUUUACUAUUUUUUAUCUCGCCGACCAAUAAGCAUUAUGGCGAUUGUUAUAUACAAGUUACCACGCCAAAUUGUGGUGACCAAAAAUGGCGAACAAAAUGUUCAUGAUUUUGUUGUCAUGAACGAAGAAUUGAAGCCUAUUAUCCUAACACUUUGGGGAACGUUUGCUGUAAACCAAGGGGUUCAACUUGAAUUACAACUUCGGCAAGGGAAAUUCCCCAUUAUACUUGCUGAAGGAUUGAACGUUAAUGCAUUCCAAGGGUUGUCACUGAGUACACUAUAUAACACAUCAAUUGAAGUUGAUCCUGUUAGCCACGUUGCAAAAAUCCUUAAUGAUUGGAAGGACAAAAACUCUGAACUCAUCUACAAGGAAAUUGUAGAUAAGGACAAAAACUCUGAACUCAUCUACAAGGAAAUUGUAGAUAAGACUUACCUUGAUUCAUUGCUUACAUUGGCAGACCCUAUAAGGCAACGAAAAAUAUGCCUUUCAUCUCUUGAAACUGAAUUUGAACAAAAACCAAUUGCAUGGGUGAGAGGCAAAAUUAGAUUGCUUAAGCGUGAUGGUUUCGACUACUACGUUGGUUGCAAUUACUGCAACAAAAUAGUCCACUCAAUUGAAGGCUUACAACUCCACUACAUGAACUGUGGACAAACUGAUGGCAUCACUGUCAGAAGGUAUAAGGUAGACAUAGAAAUAUUUGAUAACGUUGGAAGUGUACGCGCAACAAUGUUUAAUCAUGAGGUGCACCGCCUAUUGUUACUGACGUCGUCCAACAUACCUACCUGUGAAAACGAUGGUGCUAUGCUCCAACAAACACUCGAUAAUCUUGGGCUUGUGUUUGCUCUCAAGAAAAACACCAUAUUCAGUGAACAAAGAACAAAGUAUACAGUAGCGUGUCUGUGCAACGAUGUUCAGCUAGACUUAGGUGAAUCAAAUGAUGGUUUGUUUAGGCAAUCGUUGAUGCUAGGAAAUCCCACGAAAAGAAGGCUUGAUUUUAGCCAAUUAUCGGGAGAUAGUGUAGACGAUUCGCAAGCAAGCAGUCCACCAAAUGAUAAAGGGAAAAAGCCUAAAAUUGGUUGA
Molecule: messenger RNA, 1509 nt
Organism: Ipomoea triloba (trilobed morning glory)
Lineage: Eukaryota; Viridiplantae; Streptophyta; Magnoliopsida; Solanales; Convolvulaceae
Product: replication protein A 70 kDa DNA-binding subunit A-like
Exons: 8
Coding region: 28-1509 (493 amino acids)
Source: RefSeq, a predicted model, not a curated record